AGUGCUGACCGAGAAGCAUGCAGCAGUUUUUUUCGUAAUGUUUUUGAUGCGGAGGCUGGCGCUGAAUACGGUCUGUAUUUGGAGGGCAUACGCUUUUAUUGACUUGGAUUAGGAGGGAUUGUAAACUCUUUCAUCUCUGGGAUUGUCAGUUACUUUUUGCUGUUGCCGACUGCUGUGCAACGCACUCAGCAGAUUCAAGCAGAGAGUGGAAUGGUGGACCGCAUGAUGGCAAUGAACCAUGGACGUUUCCCAGAUGCUGUGAAUGGGCAUCAGCACUCCGCUCGCAGGAUGGGAAUGGGACAGUUUCCCAACGCGCUUCCCCAGCAGCAGCAGCAGCAUUAUAACGUUAUCAUGGGAGAUCACAUGCAUUACGCGGGAGGGAAUGUAAACGCAAACCACGGGAUCCGACAUUCCAUGGCCUCUGGGAAUAAUAUAAACGGAGGAAUCCCCAAUGGCAACUUGCCUGCCCGCUUUAACUCCCAGUUUGUCGGACAAGGGCAGCAGCUGGCUGCCAGUAUGCAGUUGCAGAAGCUCAACACGCCUUACUACGGUCACCACACGCAUCCUUCCCAUCAUCACUAUUACAUGCACGAACUGCACCCCGCCAGCCACCAGUUAAACGGGACAGGACAGCAGUUCCGAGACAGUAACGCCAAGCAGAACACGUCUGGGGUUCCUCUGCCUGGCCACCACAUGCCUGCAGCAAUGCUGCCCCCCAACGUUAUCGACACGGAUUUUAUUGACGAGGAGGUCUUGAUGUCACUGGUGAUAGAAAUGGGUUUGGACCGAAUAAAGGAGUUGCCAGAGCUCUGGCUGGGGCAGAAUGAGUUUGAUUUCAUGACAGACUUCGUUUGUAAGCAACAGCCCAGCCGAGUGAGCUGUUAAUCUCACCUUUUCUGUUUUUGUUCCUUUUUUUUGCUUUGUCCUUUUUUUUGAGAGACUGAUAUUACUGGUGUGUUUUCCUAGAUCCAUAAACCACAGGGUUCCCACAGUCCUGGAUACAUCAAGGAGUUUCAAAAGUUUGAUUUCCAGGCCUGAAAAAGUCAUGGGGAUUCAUUAAAUUUGUAAAAGUUCAUGGAAAUUUGUUUAGUCAGUAUCAAUAUUUUAUUUGUUUGAUUCCAUUGACGUAAAAAAAAAAUUAAUGCAAUCUUUAUAAUUUUUUAAACCCUUCAGAUCAAUGAUGACUGGAAAAAGGGGAAAUCAUUCAAAUUCAUUAGUUAGAAAGUGUGGGAACCCUGAAACCCGAAUGAUGAACCCACUAAACAGCCAUGGAAGUACUGUUCAUGGGUAAACUAUCAUCAGCUGGUUAAUGCCAUUAUGUAACAGAAAUGGAUUUGUUUUGCAUGAGGAUGGUUUGGACACCUAGCAGUCAUGCUAUGCAUCACAUACAUAGGGGCUGGAGAGUGAGAAAUGCAAAGAAAUCCCCGAAAACUCUGUUCAUAUCUGUUCAGUAUUAAUGUAGCAGACAAAAUACAAAAAAAAAAAAAAAAAAAAUCAUGUUUUGUUCCUUCAGACACUUUUAA
Molecule: messenger RNA, 1523 nt
Organism: Carassius auratus (goldfish)
Lineage: Eukaryota; Metazoa; Chordata; Actinopteri; Cypriniformes; Cyprinidae
Gene: cited2
Product: Cbp/p300-interacting transactivator, with Glu/Asp-rich carboxy-terminal domain, 2
Exons: 2
Coding region: 211-885 (224 amino acids)
Biological process (GO): regulation of DNA-templated transcription
Cellular component (GO): nucleus
Molecular function (GO): transcription coactivator activity
Source: RefSeq, a predicted model, not a curated record